Sclerotinia sclerotiorum 1980 UF-70 is the source of this 126-nucleotide messenger RNA. RefSeq lists its product with no specific name. The transcript is spliced from 3 exons. The record is from RefSeq and is a predicted model, not a curated record. NCBI's taxonomy places the organism in Eukaryota, Fungi, Ascomycota, Leotiomycetes, Helotiales, Sclerotiniaceae. Bases 1 to 126 code for a protein of 41 amino acids.
AUGGCCAUUGAGUCCAGACUUGAUUGGACUGGUAUGGUGUGUGGGAAGUCCGUGGUUAAGAAUGAAGGAGCCGCGGAGACGAGAACCGAGAUUGUAUCGCUGAUGGAGUUUGAGCUAUAUGGAUAA